This is a messenger RNA of Chrysemys picta bellii (western painted turtle), 5819 nucleotides long. The record is from RefSeq and is a predicted model, not a curated record. Lineage: Eukaryota; Metazoa; Chordata; Testudines; Emydidae.
ACUCUCCCUGCGGCGGGCAGGGCUGCCAACAUGUCUCCCUGAAGGAGAUGUUCUUGGCGGCUGGCAGGCGUGCGCGUGUGGCUCCCUCUCCCCCGGCACCUCGCGGGUGGGAGUGCGGGAGCUUCCCGGCCGCUGAUCGCUCUCGCGAGGUGAGGCGAGCGGCUCUGGCUGGGGCUGCGUAGAGCCCUCCCCGGGGCUGGGCUGCGCUGCGCUGCGCUGCGCUGCGAGCCGUGCGGGACCGGCCGGGGGCGAGGCAUUUCCACCUCCGCCCACGCCUUCCGCUGGCACCUCGGGGCCAGUAGGUGCCCGCUUGGCGGGGAGGGAAGGGGGGAGCCGGGAACAGAGGGCGGCAGGAGGAGGGGACUGCAGGGGAGCGAAGAAGGAAGGAGCCGCGGGGCUGAGCGCUGUAUCCGCCCGGCGUUCCUGGCUGACCCGCCCCUGGAAAGACCCCGGCACCGGAGCCAGGAGGAGCCAUGUAGCAAUAACCCAUUGAGCUCGUCCAGCGCAGCCACUUGUUUCCCCCGCAAACCAGCCGCUCUCGCCCCCAUUUUGCUGGCGCGGGGAAGAGGGAGCGAAGUAGUUUCGCCAGCCAGCCGCAGCGCCGCCGCCCCUCGCCCGCGCCACGAUGAGCGACGAGAGCUCCGAGGUGCCCCGGGAGCUGCUAGAAAGUAUCAAGGAUGUUAUUGGGAGGAAGAUUAAAAUUUCAGUGAAGAAAAAAGUAAAGCUAGAAACCAAGGGAGAUAAAGUGGAUAACAAAAUAUUGGUGCUUACAUCAUGUCGGGCCUUCUUGUUGACAUCCCGCAUUCCCACCAAGCUAGAACUAACUUUCAGCUACUUAGAAAUCCAAGGAGUAACCUCCAGUAAACCAGGUCAGCUGAUUGUUGAAACAGAGAAAUGCAGCAUUUCCAUGAAGAUGGCUUCAUCAGAAGAUGUGAAUGAAGUGAUGGCACACAUUGGAACGUGCCUCAGGAAAAUAUUCCCUGGUCUGUCUCCAGUGAGAAUCAUGAAAAAAGUAACUAUGGAGCCCUCAGAAAGACUGGCUAAUCUCCAGGCACUGUGGGAUAGCCAGACUGUAACAGAACUGGGACCUUGUGGGGGAUUUUCACAAAUGUAUGCAUGUGUUUGUGACUGGCUUGGAUUUCCAUAUAGGGAAGAGGUACAGUGGGAUGUGGAUACAAUCUAUCUGACCCAAGAUACCAGGGAGUUGAAUUUGCAAGACUUCAGCCAUCUUGACCACAGAGACUUAAUACCUAUAGUUGCUGCCCUGGAAUACAAUCAGUGGUUUACAAAGCUGUCCUCUAAGGAUCUGAAAUUAUCCACUGAUGUCUGUGAGCAGAUCCUGAGAGUGGUGAGUAGAUCCAAUCGAUUGGAAGAAUUGGUAUUAGAGAAUGCCGGGCUUAGAACAGAUUUUGCACAGAAACUGGCCAAUGCCCUAGCCCAUAAUCCCAACUCAGGACUUCAUACAAUUAACCUUGCUAGCAACCCUCUUGAGGACAGAGGUGUGUCCUCUCUAAGUAUCCAGUUUGCCAAACUCCCGAAGGGACUGAAACAUUUAAAUUUAUCUAGAACCUCAUUGUCACCUAAAGGGGUGAAUAGCCUUUCCCAGUCACUGAGUGCCAACCAGCUGAUUGCUAACACUCUCACCUACCUUGACCUCUCAGGGAAUGCUCUGCGGGGUGAUGAUCUCGCCAGCCUGUAUAAUUUUUUGGCCCAGCCAAAUGCCAUUGUUCAUCUGGAUUUAUCCAACACGGAGUGCGCACUAGACAUGGUGUGUGGAGCUCUCCUCCGCGGAUGCCUUCAGCACCUAGCUGUCCUCAGCCUGUCCAGAACAGUUUUUUCUCACAGGAAAGGAAAAGAAGUUCCCCCGUCUUUCAAACAGUUUUUUAGCAGUUCACUUGCUUUGAUGCAAAUCAGUUUUUCGGGGACUAAACUCUCUCCUGAGCCUCUAAAAGCACUCUUAUUAGGCCUGGCUUGUAAUCCGAACCUGAAAGAGGUGUCUUUAGAUCUCAGUAGCUGUGAGCUUGGUCACUGUUUGAGAUCUGGAGGUGCACAAGUUCUGGAAGGGUGCAUAGCAGAAAUACACAAUAUCACCAGCCUAGACAUUUCAGACAAUGGCCUAGAAUCUGAUCUCUCAACACUUGUAAUCUGGCUUAGUAAAAAUCGAUCAAUAAGACACUUGGCGUUGGGCAAAAAUUUUAACAACAUGAAAUCCAAAAAUCUUACUCCUGUACUGGAUAAUUUAGUACAGAUGAUUCAAGAUGAGGAUUCACCUUUGCAGUCACUAUCCCUGGCAGAUUCCAAGCUGAAGACUGAGCUUACCAUAAUUAUCAAUGCAUUGGGCAGCAAUACUUCUCUUACAAAAGUGGAUAUUAGUGGAAAUGGAAUGGGAGACAUGGGGGCAAAGAUGCUAGCAAAAGCCCUACAGAUAAACACCAAGCUCAGAACCGUAAUAUGCGAUAAGAAUAAUAUCACCGCACAGGGCUUCCAGGACAUAGCAGUGGCAUUGGAAAAGAAUUAUACUUUAAGGUUCAUGCCAAUACCUAUGAAUGAUGCUUCUCAAGCACUUAAAACAAACCCUGAAAAAACAGAAGAGGCGCUGCAAAAGAUAGAAAACUACUUGCUUCGUAAUCAUGAGACCAGAAAAUACCUACAGGAGCAGGCAUACAGGUUGCAGCAGGGCAUCGUCACCAGCACCACACAACAGAUGAUUGACAGAAUAUGUGUUAAAGUGCAAGAUCAUCUCAACUCCUUAAGAAAUUGUGGUGUGGAUGCGGUACAGGAAGACCUGAAAUCUGCAGAAAGGCUUAUGCGGGAUGCUAAGAACUCCAAAACACUAUUACCAAAUCUGUACCAUCUCGGUGGAGCUUCUUGGGCAGGAGUGAAUGGCUCAUUAUCCAAUCCAAUACAGGAGACACUGGAAUCCAUGGCUGGGGAAGUCACGAGAGUUGUGGAUGAACAACUUAAGGCGCUGCUUGAGUCUAUGGUGGACGCAGCUGAGAAUCUUUGCCCAAAUGUGAUAAAGAAGACCCACAUUCGGCAAGACCUGAUUGAGGCCAGCACAGAGAAGAUUUCCAUUCCACGUACCUUUGUUAAAAAUGUGCUCUUGGAGCAGUCUGGAAUUGAUAUCCUCAAUAAAAUUAGUGAAGUGAAGCUGACUGUGGCCUCUUUCCUAUCUGACCGAAUUGUGGAUGAAAUCCUGGAUGCACUUUCACAUUGUCAUCAUAAACUGGCUGACCAUUUGAGCAGACGUGGUAAGACACUUCCAAAUCAGGAGUCACUGGAGAUUGAAUUAGCUGAAGAGAAACCAACUAAGCGCUCCACCAUCACAGUAGAGGAUUUGACUGAGAUAGAACGUUUGGAGGAUCUAGACACUUGUAUGACUCUCUGCUGUACAAGUAUGACUCCUAAGUCUAAAAGGAAAAGCAUCCACAGUAGAAUGCUCCGGCCUGUAUCUAGGGCUUUUGAAAUGGAAUUUGACCUGGAUAAAGCACUGGAAGAAGUACCUAUCCAUAUAGAAGACCCGCCAUUCCUUUCCAGCAGACCGGAUAAACGAACUUCUGGAUUCAUCUCAGAGCUGCCAUCCGAGGAAGGGAGAAAACUGGAGCACUUUACAAAAUUAAGGCCUAAAAGGAAUAAAAAACAACAGCCCAGCCAAGCAUCAGUGUGUGGGUCAACACCUCAGGAAGGAGAACAGAAUGGCCUCAUGGGUAGAGUGGAUGAAGGUGUUGAUGAAUUUUUCACCAAGAAAGUGACAAAAAUGGAUUCAAAGCGAUCGUCAAUGAAACGUUCAGACACCAAUGAGUCCAGUGAAGUGGGUGAUGAAAGGAAAAAAAGAGAUUCUCGGAAAAGUGGGUUUCUCAACUUAAUCAAAUCUCGAUCCAAAUCUGAACGUCCUCAGACUGUAUUGGUGGCAGAAGAGCCCUCGUCACCCAAGGGUGCUGUCAAAAGUCCCGCUGUGGACACUACUAAGAAGGAGCUAAAAUCAGCUGAACAGAACGGCAGCACAGAGCGAGCCGAGGAACUAAAAACACCAGACUCUCUAGAGGAGAUUCAACCAGAGGAUGCUGCAAAAGCGGAGAGGGGUGACAACAAAGGCAGCCCACAGGGAGGGCGUAGGUAUGGGGUGCAAGUGAUGGGCAGUGGACUCCUAGCAGAAAUGAAAGCCAAGCAGGAAAGGAGAGCAGCUUCUUCACAGAAGAGACUCGGGAACGAAGUGGCUCCCAGGGAUUCUCACGAUACCACAGUGAGCUCUGAACGGCUGGAUGGCAGUGGUACAGUGCCUAAACUCCACCAGACCCUCCCAGAGAAUCGUUUUGCCUUGAGUAAAGGUGACUCUGUCAUGGCGUCCUUGGAAAAAAAUCCAAAAACUGAACCAAAGGCUGAAGCUGGUGCAAGGGCUAGAUGUUCUUCCAAUACGCCCACGAGUCCAAAACCCCCAGUGCAGUCAAAGCCCAGCCCGACGGGACGUCCCACAGUUCCACAGAAGCCACGCUCUGCCUCUCGCAACGAGGACAUCCCAGAGUCUCCUGGUUCCCCUAAAGUUGCUCUGCUUCCACCUGUGCUAAAGAAAGUUCCUUCUGAGAAAGAAAAAGAUGGUCAAAGCAGCCCCCAGCCCGCUAUCAGAUCAUUUUCUCAAGACGAGCAAACAGGAGACUAUAACAAAAGAGAUACAGAUCAUGACUCUGACAAGCCAGCCAGUGGAGGGAAAAGAGCUUCAAGGCAGUACUCUACCAGUGCAGAAGAGGAGGUGAAUGCACUUGGGCACAGGAAGUCACAGCCAACAACUGCUCCAAAAAGAAGCCCUGGACACCAGACCCAUGAAUACCAAGAACUAAAACAGAGGUCCUUAAGUAAAGAUGGCCAGCAGGGAAGCAAGUCCAGUGACUCUGGAGAAGAAGCAGAUAAAGAAUUUAUUUUUGUUUAGUUAUCAGUACAAAUGCUUGGUAGUGCAAGAUCCUUCAUAACAAUCUGGGUACAACAAUCAAUGACCCUUCUACUUACCAGCCAUUGUUUAACCCUGGAUGCAUUUUCGUGUAUACACCUAAAUGAUCAUGAUUUACAGUACACUCAGUAUGCAUUGAUUUGGUCUUUAACUUCUGUUAUGUAUGAUUUCAGACCUCCCCUUCCAUGCCUUUGCUAAAGCCAGCAAUUAUAUCAUGUACUCUACUUGAAUUUCUCUGAAGCAGCUAUAAAGAACACCCUGCAUUAGGGCCUUUAGAAACAAAGCAAAUAACUGGACACUGUCUUACACUAAUACACUGUACAGCAGGUAAUGUGUUGUACUGCUGAAUGGAAAUGUGUCAAAUCUGCACGUGACUUACCUAUAAAUAUAUUCUUGCGGUAUGAAAUUGCACAUUGUAAUUUAUAUUAACAGAGCACACUAAUCAAAUAAUUUGUAUAAAUAAUAUAUAUUAGAUGCUUGAGUAUGGUUUUUAAAUUCUCCCCUAGGGACCUUCUUUCUUCCUGUUGUGUUGUACAUAAAACUCAAAUGCUUACAUUUGUGUACUGUCAGAAAGCACAACACAGAAGAAUCUGAAUGAAAUCUUAUGCUUCCGCAUUCAUACAUUAAUGUAUAUAGUUGAUUGGAAUGAGAGCAAUUGACAUUUUAUUAAUAUUGGUGUUUUCUAGAGGCCUUCUUAAGUUCUGUCUGCAUAUUAGCUUACUUUUAAUGUGUAAUUCUAAGAGAAAGAUAAUUUGAUGCCUGUAAAAACAAUUCUGCUUGUUUUUGCAUAUUUCACAGACAUUCACUUGCAUUACAGGUUGAAGCGAUUUUAUUCAUAUGUAUAUUUGUACCAAUAAAAAUGAUUUUACAACUGAAA